GCCGCCGCUUACAUCCGGUUGCCAUGGAGCCCGCCCCAGCGUCAUCCUCCCGCACGGCGGGGCCCGCGCCCCCGGCCCCCGCCCCGCCGCCAGGGGUCCCGCCGCCGCCGCCGCCGCCGCCGCCGCCGCGCCCUGCCCGCUGCCUCCGCGGCUGCGUAGGGCCGCGGCCCAGCGCGCCGCCCCGCGGCGGGGGGCGUCCCGCGGAGUGGCCCCACGGCGGUGCCCGGGCGCGGGGCAGCGGCGCCCUACCUGUUAUGCCACUCUCCAGGUUUGCUGGGUGCCUGCCGGUGAAAGAGAAGGGUUGAUAUUUUGCCCAGGCCCUUAGGUCCUGAACCAAAAUGGCAGCUGGAGAGCCCCCUCCCGUAGGAGAUGUCUUCAUCAACCUGCAGCAGGGCAGAGAUCGUGCAGAGAAAGCCUCUCCUGCUGCCGAGGACGAUGAGGACUUGGAUAAGACUUUGUCAAUCGAGAGAUUUGGGGACCUGAUAAGCAAGUCAGCAUCAAGCGAUCUGGAGAAGCAAAGACGCAGCUACAGUGAGAGAGAUUUCGAGUUCCACCGCCAAACCUCGCACCACAUCCAUCACCCCCUUUCCACUCAUCUCCCUCCUGCCCUCAAGUUCCAAAAGAGGCCCCCGCGUGCCAGCAGGAGGAAAAAAAGGAGAAGGAAAAAGAAGAAAACUUCGGUGCCCCCCUCAGAGGUCACCCCCACCAUCCAGGAAGUAGACGAGGAGGGGGGAGAGGAGGAGGAGGAGGAGGAGGAGGAAGAAGAAGGAGAGUCUGAGGCAGAGGAGGCUGAGGAGAAGGAAGUCUCUGCAGAGUCUGAGAGUGAAGCUCGUGGGAAGGACACGUCUCCUAAGCUGGAUCACCCAAGCAAACCAAAGUUCACCAUCGGCAGCGAUGAGGAUGAGUCUGGCAGCGCUGCAGCCCCUGUGCAGUUCCACGUGGAGGAGGAGUGUGGCAUCCUGUCCCCCACGCCAUGCUUCACUGACUUGCUGCAGGACAAGGGCUCUGCCUCCCUCCGCAGUGCCCCCGGGCCUCGAGAACGCCUGUCUCGUGGGUGGGAGAAGCGCAAGCCCUGGGGCCAGGUGGUGAGUGGGCAACGGGUGACCUAUGACUUGAAGGAGAGAAUGUGCAUUGGCAGCAUGACCACACUGGAGAGCGCAGCGUACCAGCGUGUCCCCACUGAUGAGGCCGAGGCCCAGAUGCUGGCAUCCGCUGACUUGGAUGGCAUGAAAAGCCACCGUUUUGAAGAUAACCCUGGUGUGAGACGGCAUCUGAUGAAGAAACCAUCUCGCAGCCAGAUCGCCAGGACAAGCAAAAAGUUAGCAGCAACCCCGUCCAUCAAGAAAAAGAAGAAGAAGAAGAAGUUAGACAGAAAGCCCCAUGAGGUGUUUGUGGAGCUGAACGAGCUGGUGGUGGAUAAGAACCAGGAGAUGCACUGGAGGGAAACAGCCCGCUGGAUCAAGUUUGAGGAGGACGUGGAGGAGGACACAGCUAGGUGGGGGAAACCCCACGUGGCUUCACUGUCCUUUCGUAGCCUGUUGGAGCUCAGGAAGACAAUUGCCCAUGGUGCUGUCCUCCUUGACCUGGAGCAGACCACGCUGCCCGGCAUCGCUCACCUCAUGGUGGAGACCAUGAUCAUCUCUGACCAGAUCAGAGCGGAGGAUCGAGCCAAUGUGCUACGUGCUCUUCUGCUCAAGCACAGCCACCCGAAUGAUGAGAAGGAGGGGUUCUUCCCAAGGAAUCACUCUAGCUCCAGCAUGAACUCCAUCGUGGGGAAUCACCACCACAACCACGCCACAGACACCUGCGUGCCCCUCAUGGGGGAGGAGCGUAUCGAGAUGGCUGACCCCAAGGCCCACGAAACCGAAUGCAAAGAGCAGAAAAACCUGCAUCUUCAUAAUUCUGAGGGACAUCGCAAAUAUCUGAAGCUGAUGGAGAAGAUUCCUGAAGAUGCAGAGGCCACAGUGGUCCUCGUGGGUUGCGUGCAGUUCCUGGAGCAGCCAACUAUGGCUUUUGUCCGACUAAAUGAGGCCAUCUUCCUGGAAUCUGUCUUGGAGGUCCCAAUUCCUGUCAGAUUCAUCUUUGUGCUGCUGGGACCGAGCCAGGCCAACAUGGAUUACCAUGAAAUUGGCCGGUCGAUCUCCACCCUCAUGUCUGACAAGCACUUCCAUGAGGCUGCAUACAUGGCAGAUGACCGUCAGGACCUCCUCAACGCUAUCAAUGAGUUCCUCGACUGCAGCAUUGUCAUCCCCCCAUCAGAGGUGGAAGGGAAAGACUUGCUCAAAUCCAUUGCCACCUUCCAGAAGUUGCUGCUGAGGAAGAGGAAGGAGAGGGAGCAAAAGUCCAUGAAGGAGGGGGCUGUCCAGGAAGCCAAAGAGCUGUGUGAAGUGAAAGCUGAGGAAGAAGAGGAGGAAGCUGAGGACGACCCUUUGAAACGGACUGGAAUAUUUUUUGGAGGUCUGGUUCGGGACAUAAAGCGCAGGUACCCCAAAUACCUCAGUGACAUCAGAGACGCCUUGCACAGCCAGUGUCUCGCAGCCGUUCUCUUCAUCUACUUUGCUGCUCUCUCUCCUGCCAUCACCUUCGGGGGACUCCUAGGAGAGAAAACAGAGGGUCUCAUGGGAGUUUCCGAGCUCAUAAUCUCCACCUCGGUUUUAGGGAUCCUCUUCUCCCUGCUCGGAGCUCAGCCGCUCCUGGUCAUUGGCUUCUCAGGGCCCCUGCUGGUGUUUGAAGAAGCUUUUUACAAGUUCUGCCAGACGCAAGGCAUUGAGUAUCUGACAGGCAGAGUGUGGAUUGGUUUGUGGCUCAUCGUCUUCAUCUUCAUUAUCGUGGCAGCUGAGGGAAGCUUCUUGGUGCGCUACAUCUCACCCUUCACCCAGGAGAUCUUUGCUUUCCUUAUUUCCCUCAUCUUCAUCUACGAGACCUUCUAUAAACUGUACAAGGUGUUCGCAGAACAUCCUCUGCUGAAGUUUUACCCACCGAAUGUGCAGAGCAGCCUGAAUACCAGCAUGCUGUCCGCAGAUGCGAUGUCGCUGGGAAUCAGGAUGCAGCCCAACACAGCUCUCCUCUCCCUCAUCCUCAUGCUGGGCACCUUCUUCAUUGCCUUCUUUAUGCGCAAGUUCAAGAACAGCCGUUUCUUGGGAGGAAAGGCACGGCGGAUCAUCGGAGACUUUGGGAUCCCCAUCUCAAUCCUGGUCAUGGUGCUGGUGGAUUACACCAUCACGGACACGUACACGCAGAAGCUGAAUGUCCCAUCUGGCCUGUCUGUCACAUCUCCUCACAAGCGUGGCUGGUUCAUUAACCCCAUGGGCAGCAGUGGGACCUUUCCAAUGUGGAUGAUGUUUGCCUCUGCCAUCCCUGCCCUCCUAGUCUUCAUUCUUAUAUUCAUGGAGACGCAGAUCACUACACUGAUUGUGAGCAAGAAGGAGAGGAAGCUGCUGAAAGGCUCCGGCUUCCACCUGGACUUGCUGCUCAUUGGCACUAUGGGGGGACUUUGUGCACUUUUUGGGCUGCCCUGGCUGACUGCAGCAACUGUGCGCUCCGUCACCCAUGUCAAUGCCCUGACAGUCAUGAGCAAGGCAAUCGCGCCGGGGGAGAAGCCCAAGAUCGAGGAGGUGAAGGAGCAGCGUGUGACAGGAGUACUUAUUGCUGCCCUCGUUGGCCUGUCCAUCGUGAUGGGGAAUAUGCUGCGGCAGAUCCCGUUGGCUGUGCUCUUUGGGAUAUUCCUCUACAUGGGGGUUACGUCUCUCACUGGCAUCCAGCUCUAUGAGCGACUGCUUCUGAUCUUCAUGCCAUCCAAGCACCACCCUGACCACAUCUAUGUUGUUAAGGUGAAGACCUGGAGAAUGAAUCUCUUCACCUGCAUCCAGCUGGCCUGCAUUGUGCUGCUCUGGGUGGUGAAAUCUACAGUGGCGUCCCUGGCCUUCCCAUUUGUCCUGAUCAUGACAGUGCCAUUGCGACGCUUUGUGCUGCCCCGCUUCUUCCACGACAGGGAGCUCAAAGCCUUGGACUCGGAGGACGCGGAGCCGAACUUUGACGAGGAUGGCCGGGACGAGUACAACGAGCUGCACAUGCCUGUGUGAGCUGGGGCCUGCCCUCUCCUCUCUUGGGACAGGCUGCUAACGCCUGCUCAUCCCUCCCAAGGACUUACCUGGAGAUGGCAUCGGACUUGCCGUGAGUCGCGCGAUCUCUUGCCUGGACCAACAAAUGGCUGUUCCAUAGCCCCGCCGGAGGCAAUCCCGGCUCCGGCUGCCUCAUCGCUUGCUCAGCAGAGGCUGUGCAUCUCUCUCCUCUUGGACCUGGUGAGCUGAGAUGCCUCUCACAUCCAGAUGCGGUGUGGUCCAGAGCACCUGUGGGUCAGGGGUCUGCCCAGUCCCUGAUGGAGGCAGCCUGUGUUCAGCCUGCCAGGUGGUGAAGGGGAGCCAUGCCAGCUGGUCCCACUAUGUCCCACUCUGCUACCGUGAAGCUUGGGUGUCCCAGCAACAUGUGCCAUUGAGCAGUUACAGUGACAGGCCGAGUGCCUGCAGGUGGCUAGCAGCCUCCUCCCAGGCUGGGUGGCAAGAGCAGCCUCCUUGCUCAGCUGGCAGGUGCCUUGCUCCCACUCCCUGUGCCCUCAUCCAGGAGUGCUCACGCUGGGCCUGUGCUGCAGCUCGUGGCCCACAGGGCUGCUGCACACAGACUGCCACACACGGACCCACCUGGGUUAGUGGGCUGGGAUUCCCCAGGAGACACUGCCUCUGAGCCCUCAGCAGGUGCCCAGCACAGGGGCAAGGAAGGACCAAUGCUCUUUCCUGGCAGCACAGCUGCCCCAGCACUAAUGGGACAAGAGGUCACUGGGUCCUGGCAUCUGGCAGGUGAGGGAUGCUGUGCAGGCCCUGUGCUCCAGGCCUUCAUCUGCCCAGGCAUGCUCCCACAGGACAGGUUUCCAGUCUUGUCCGGCAUAGGCAAGGCUGCUUGCAUCCUCCCAGUUUUUCUGACCCUGUUCCCAAAGGAAAACAGCACAGGGAGAGGAGGCUAAGGGAUAAGCAGAUAUCCUGAAGUCACAGGUGCCUGCCCUGUUGCAGGGACUAACAGGGGUCCUGUGCCAUUCUGUUCCUCCAGAAAGGUUGCAUGGGGGUUGAGUAAAAGCACUGGGUCUGGUUCCCUGCAAUGAGGUCACUGAAACCCCUGGCCCCACUUCUGCUCACAUGCUGGGGUCACCUUCCACGGCCAGGGGCGCCCACUAACUGGAAAUGGGUAAGAGCCAGCAUGCCUGGCACUCAGCCCCCAGUGACCUCUGGGCAGCUCUGAGCUUUCCACCAGGCAGGCCAUGGGCCUGUCUCCUGAGGUCACCCCAGGUGGCAUGCUCUGUUCAGAGCCUGCCUACCCUGAGGCCCCUCCAGCUCUGGCUGAAGAAGCCGUUCCCAGUGCCCUUGCUGCCAGGGACCAAAGGAAACGUGGCCACAGCUAGGAGCUCUGACACAUUGGCGGCUUUGAGGGUAGCAUCAGAGGAGAUGGGCCCAGCCUCUCCCUAAUGUAGCAGCUGGAGUGGCCUUGGGGAGAAGGCUGGGAUGCUUGCUCCACCAUUGACCGGACAUUGGAUUUUGGACAAGCCACUGCCCUGGUUCCCAUUUAUCACCGUGGCUCCUGCAGGAGAAGGUGGGUGCUUUCGUUACUGGGAGGGUCCAACACUUCCCCCAGGAGGCUGCAGAAAUAUCCCGCCAGCGAGGGAAGACUCCUCCAGCGGCAGGUUCCUGCCCCACUGCCUGGCCCACCCGCAGUGCCCGGGGCUGAGAGACAAGUGUCUCUGUGUGUCUGUGGCCGUGUGUGUCCUGUCCUCCCUGUGUAGUGUAGGAGGCCUUUUGUCGCUGUGCAUUGUGACUCCUCUGACUGUAGUGGAAACAGCUACACCAAUAAACCCUUCACAGGAA
Molecule: messenger RNA, 5909 nt
Organism: Dromaius novaehollandiae (emu)
Lineage: Eukaryota; Metazoa; Chordata; Aves; Casuariiformes; Dromaiidae
Gene: SLC4A3
Product: solute carrier family 4 member 3
Exons: 23
Coding region: 339-4082 (1247 amino acids)
Biological process (GO): bicarbonate transport; regulation of intracellular pH; transmembrane transport
Cellular component (GO): plasma membrane
Molecular function (GO): solute:inorganic anion antiporter activity; monoatomic anion transmembrane transporter activity
Source: RefSeq, a predicted model, not a curated record